CUCCAUCAUUUCUGAUUUCUCUCUUCUCCUUCAAUAUAAUAGACCAAUUCAUAUGGCCCAUUCAGACCACAGUUUGACGAAUUUACUUUGUUUAAUUAUUUUAAUAAUCACAAAUCUUUCACUUAAUUAUAUUUUAAACACACUACUUUUUAAAAUUCGUCCAUUUAUCCACCCUCCGACGUCCUCCACAAAGCGUGAAGAAUCAGCCAUGAAGUUCGCCGAGUCGGUAAAAAUCCUCGACCAAUCCCUUGUAUCUCCCCCGCCGCUGUCCUCCGGCGAAGUCCGAUCAUCUCUCCCCCUCACCUUUUUCGACAUGUUCUGGCUCAACUACAGCCCCGUGGAACGCCUCUUCUUCUACCAGUUCCCCUAUUCCGCUGACCACUUUCUUGACUUCCACCUCCCUAUUUUCAAAUCCGCCCUAUCCGUCGCUCUGUCCGUCUUCUACCCUCUCGCCGCCACCAUCCGCCGCCGCCAACCUGAUGGUCAUUUCGAAAUAGCCACUACCGACUCCGACUCCGUCACCCUUACCGUCUCCGAAUACGAAGGCGCCGCCUUCGAUUUCCUUGAAAUAUCCGGCGACCAUUCUCGGCCGGUAGAGAAGCUGCUCCCGUUGGUUCCCCGACUUCCUAUGUCCCCCGAAGAACAGCCACUUCUCUCUGUACAGGUCACUCUGUUUCCAAACUACGGCCUUUGCCUUGCCAUCGCCGUGCAUCACGCAGCCUGCGACGGGUUCAGCUCGAUGCAGUUCGUCAAGUUAUGGUCCGCCGCCGUAGCCGCCGGUUUACGACCGGAUGGGUCAAGUCCCCAGCCGCCAGCUCCUGUCAUAGACCGAACCGUGAUUCCCGAUCCUCGAAACCUGUACUUGCAGAUGGAGAAGGGCGUCCUAGAUGAGAGAGCUAAGGAAAAGAAGGUGACCUCAGGAAUCGCCGGCAGCGUUUUCGCCACCACGUUCACCCUUUCCGCGCCGGAGAUUGGUAGGCUCAAGAAGCAGAUGCAGGUGAAGGCAGCUGAACAGGGGAUGCGCAGUUUCCAUUGUUCUUCUUUUGUGAUCUCUCUUGCGUAUUCGUGGAUCUGCUUGCUGAAAACACGUCGCAUAACCGACGGCGACGGCGCAGCGCACGUCGUCUUUGCGGUGGACUGGCGACGGAGGAUUCGUCCGGAGAUUCCGGCGAACUAUUUCGGAAACUGCAUCAGUGGAUGCUUUGCGAAGUGGGAUGCUGAAGAACUUUUGGCGAAAGAUGGGAUUUUGGUUGCCUGCGCGGCCAUAGGGAAGGCGAUUGACGACUUGGGAGAUGACGCUCAUGAGAGUAUGGAUGGACUGGUAGAUAGGAUUGGAAAGGUGGUGCCAUGGCGGCCGUUGACGGUUUCGGGGUCGCCGAAGAUGGGUGUUUACGAAACAGACUUUGGAUGGGGGAAGCCGAGGAAGGUGGAGGUGAUUUCGACGAGAGAGACGGGAGCCGUGGCGUUGGCGGAGAGCAGGGAUGGAGAGGGAGGGAUAGAGAUUGGAGUUAUUCUACCGGAGGAGGAUUUAAAAGCUUUUGCUAAGCAUUUCGCCGCCGGACGGGAUUGGUGAAAAGCUCUAUUUUUCGCCGUUCAUGGGACGAAGGAGGACGGCCGGAAAAAAAUAUGAUCUUUGAUAUACUCAUAUACUAUACUUUACGCUUUGAUAUACUGUACUCUGCGCUGAAUUAUGUAUUGGAAAAGAGGAGUUUUUUUUUUUCUUUUG
This is a messenger RNA of Dendrobium catenatum, 1726 nucleotides long. RefSeq names its product phenolic glucoside malonyltransferase 2-like. NCBI's taxonomy places the organism in Eukaryota, Viridiplantae, Streptophyta, Magnoliopsida, Asparagales, Orchidaceae. The record is from RefSeq and is a predicted model, not a curated record. The transcript has a single exon. Bases 53 to 1573 code for a protein of 506 amino acids.